Messenger RNA from Ceraceosorus guamensis, 1939 nucleotides. Its product is annotated as SIS domain-containing protein. Bases 282 to 1742 code for a protein of 486 amino acids. Gene Ontology annotation, molecular function: carbohydrate derivative binding. NCBI's taxonomy places the organism in Eukaryota, Fungi, Basidiomycota, Exobasidiomycetes, Ceraceosorales, Ceraceosoraceae. The transcript is spliced from 2 exons. Gene Ontology annotation, biological process: carbohydrate derivative metabolic process. The record is from RefSeq and is a predicted model, not a curated record.
CGAUCGUGUGCCGGAAUAGUAAUCCCACGGCUCAGCCAUCUUCGACUCUGUUUGCAUCGAGUUCGAUCAGACAUGGUAGCCGUGUCAGCUGAUCGGUCGUCGCCCCAUCCAGCUUACAUCAGUCGUAAUCAUUCUCUACGCUGGGGUCCCCCAUCCGUGCGCAGCAUCUGAUGUAUGUAUAAAUCUUCGGCCAGCGUGGUCGUCCCCGCAAAUCCCUUCCCCCUCACCUCAAUUUCAACACGCUCGCUCUCGAGUCUGAGCUAUUGUAUCACUGCCAGAACAUGGCCCAGCUUCACCGCCACGAUACACACGCACAUCAACCAGACAUGUUGUCAGCGACCGCUUAUCCUGUACCGAGCAGCUCUCGGCUUGGGCUCGUGUCCACCGAUGGCAGCGCAACGCGGCAUGAAUCGGCUUCAUCGUCAGGCUGGUCGAGCCCUAUGUUCAAGUCUUCCGACCUGGACCUCUUCGACGUCGACACUCGAUUUGGCCGCGAUCUUGGCAUGGACGACACGAUUGAGAACGAUGAUGCCGAAUGUCGGUUCGAUGACCACUUAGAUGGUCAGAUCACACCUCCUUCGACAGCCCCUCCCAGUGCCUACUCAGCCUCGUGCUUUGGCGUUGGCAACAAGCACGCUACGCUGGCUCCUCCUCGACAUCACGGACAUCGCGCGCCUGCUGCUGCUCACCAUGCAAAGUCGGACGCUCAAGUUGGAGCAGCUGCAAGCUCGAGAUACCACGCUGCUUCCGUGGUCGAUCACGCAGGAGCCAAUGCCACCCACGAAUCGCCAAACUCCCCAGACGAGUCUUCUCCGCUCUCGUCCGCCUCAAAUUCAGAUCUGGAGGGCGAGAACUCGGAGGAUGAGCUGGGCAUAGAUCUUCCUGCCGCGACGCAGCACGCACAAAGUGUUCUCUUAGCGGAGGCAAAGGCUCUGAUGGAAGCUGCCUCGAGGCUCCAGACUCAACCAAGCGAAUUCAAAAAAGCCAUCAAAACAAUCGUGCACUGCGUUGCUGGAGGAGGCAAGAUUGUCUGGACAGGAGUGGGCAAGAGUGGCAUCAUCGCGCGCAAGCUGCAUGCAUCUUCACUUUCUCUUGGACUUUCCUCUGCCUGGCUUUGCCCCAUCUCUGCUCUACACGGAGAUUUGGGAACCUUGAGCGGUCAUUGGCCACAAGCACCCAGGCCGCCACUCCUAAGGGCAAGAAUGGCAGAGCACAGGGCGCCGCCGGCCCCUGUGCCAGACGUUCUCUGCGCGCUUUCGCAUUCCGGAGAGUCUGCCGAACUAUUGAACCUGUUGCCUCAUGCUCAGGCUAGAGGCUGCCCCAUCGUUGCCUUUACCAGCAAGGACGAGAGCAGCCUCGCCAAGGCGGCGAAGAUCACACGCGGCGCUUGGGUGGACUGCAGGACUGCUAGUCCAAUGGUCGAAGCCGGUACAAAUUCGACAGCAGCUUCGGAAUCCCCUUCGCAAACCACUGGAAGCCAUGCCACCACUGCUCGUGCGCGGUCCGAUUCCGCCCACUGCUCAUGUUGUCCAAAUGGCUCUUACGACGCGAAUACAAGCCCCAUCAACACUUCAGCAGAAGCCGACGCACUAGUGCCCGCGCCGACAUCCAGCACAACAGUCGCCCUGGCAAUGGGAGACUCGCUCGUUCUGAGUGUCGCUCGAGCAUGUGGGUUGGGUGUGCAGAGCUUCAAACAAAAUCAUCCCGGCGGUUCUCUGGGUGCGCGCUUGGUUCACGCUUAGCACAGCAAAGCACGGCGCCGCCUCACUCCUUCAGAGCCAGGCCAAACCCCUUCUCAUUCACCACCCUCACGACGUUCUCCUUGGCUAUUGUAUAUCGCUAGCACUUUCCUCACCCUUCACAUGGUCACCCCGAACUCGUUCUCUUUCGCAUCACAUAGAUCUUCGACUCUGCGAGUUUGAAUUGCAUACAUCCUUGG